AUGUUGGGAUUGUUUGUUUAUGGUUUGUGGUGGAACGGGAAUUACUCCGAUGAUACAGAUGAUACAAUAUCAUAUGGAAAAAGCGACUUCUUCAAAUUCCAACUUCAGCUUAUAUUUAUUAGCAGCAUUUGAUAAAAUAGAAGAUUUGAUUUAUCCAAAAUAUAUUGAUUAUUUAUGUCAAUCACUUAAUGGGAAACUUGAAGUCAAAUAUAUUUUAUUCAAGCCACCAGCAGUUUGGAGAGAUUAUAGUGGAUUGAUUGACGAUGCAUUAAUAUAUGAUUGGAUCAGUGAAAGGUAUUCGGUACCUCCUCCUGCAGUUCCACCAAAGUUUUCCAAUUAUGGCAUUGGAAACGGUAGCACAAGUAACCUUGUUGACAAUAGCUAUUAUAAUCCUAAUAUUAUUAUUAAUAAUAUACAAGAUGUUGAUUAUGAUCCCAAUUAUAUUGUAUCUUCUCCAAGUCUCGUUCCAAUAUCCAAUAAUAAUUCAAUGUACCAAUCAGAAGAUCAACAGCAAUUGAUUUACAAUCAAGCUUAUCCUCCUUAUUCAUCACCACCUCAACUUGCAAAUUUAAGUGAUGCUGCAGCAAAUCAAAUUUUGUUGAUGAAUGAAAGGCAUAAUUACAUGAAAUUAUUUGCCAGAGAUACUUCUAAACGAGUUAGAUUAAUAGUCUGUGGUACAAACCAAUUUAAUGAAAAUAUUAGAUUAUCUUUAGACAAAAUAGGAUUUCCAAUUAAUGAAAAAGCUUUAUUUAUUG
Rhizophagus irregularis DAOM 181602=DAOM 197198 is the source of this 755-nucleotide messenger RNA. Lineage: Eukaryota; Fungi; Glomeromycota; Glomeromycetes; Glomerales; Glomeraceae. The record is from RefSeq and is a predicted model, not a curated record.